CUCUCGGGCGCGAGGGGCAGGGGAUAACGGGCGGCGGAGGCUAGCUGGCUGCGGCCGUCGGGCGUGACCGCGUGAGGUCGCGACGUCUUGGGGCGGCGGUCGGCGGGCGUGAGGUCGCGGCUCCUGGGGCGGCGGCAGGCAGGCGAGCGCGCGGCGGCAGCCGGCAGGAGCCGCAAGAUGAGUUACGCGGCUUACAAGAUGAUGCACUGGCCUACCGGCGUCGACCACUGCGCUGCCGGCUUCAUCACCCACUCUUCCUCCGACGCCGUUGCCUUCUCCACCGCCGCGGUGGCUGGUCCCGGGCCGGAAGGCGACAUCGAUUCAGUUGCCGCGGCAGCGGGGCGUCCAAGGCGCUUAGGUCCCACGCCCAACCUGGUCGUGGCUGCUGCGAACAUGCUCGAAGUGUACGCCGUGAGGGCUGAUGCGGUGCCGGAGGAAGGAGGGGGUGGCGGCCAGUCGUCCUCCUCGUCCAGCGCCGUGUUGGACGGUAUCUCCGAGGCGCGCCUAGAGUUGGUGUGCCAUUACAGGCUGCAUGGAAACAUCGAGUCCCUUACCGUGUUGUCGGAUGGAGCGGAGAAUAGGCGAGCCGCUGUUGCAGUUGCAUUUAAGGAUGCAAAAAUAACGUGUUUGGAGUUUGAUGAUGCUAUCCAUGGCUUGCGUACUAGCUCAAUGCAUUGCUUUGAGGGCCCGGAUUGGCAGCAUCUGAAGAGAGGCAGGGAAUCAUUUCCUUGGGGUCCUGUUAUAAAGGCUGAUCCUCUUGGGAGAUGUGGGGCUGCGCUUGUUUAUGGACUUCAGAUGAUUAUUCUAAAAGCUGCCCAGGUUGGCCAGAGCUUAGUUGGAGAAGAUGAACCCACCUGUGCAUUGGGUUCGGCUGUUCGCAUUGAGUCAUCAUAUUUGAUUGACUUACGAGCUUUAGAUAUGAACCAUGUCAAGGAUUUUGCUUUUGUACAUGGUUAUAUUGAACCUGUUUUGGUCAUACUUCAUGAGCAAGAGCCUACAUGGGCUGGGCGUAUCUUAUCAAAGCACCAUACAUGCAUGAUAUCUGCAUUUAGUAUCAGCAUGACUCUGAAGCAACAUCCGAUGAUAUGGUCUGCAGCUAAUCUGCCCCACGAUGCAUACCAACUUCUUGCAGUGCCUCCCCCAAUUAGUGGUGUUCUUGUGGUCUGUGCAAAUUCCAUCCAUUACCAUAGUCAGUCCACCUCUUGUUCUCUUGACCUGAACAAUUUCUCAUCACACCCUGAUGGCAGCCCAGAAACUCCUAAGUCAAAUUUCCAAGUUGAGCUUGAUGCAGUGAAAGCAACAUGGUUGUCCAAUGAGAUUGUAAUGUUUUCGUCAAAAGCUGGAGAAAUGCUGUUACUUACAGUGGUUUAUGAUGGGCGAGUUGUGCAGAGAUUAGAUCUUAUGAAAUCAAAAUCAUCUGUCCUUAGCUCGGCGGUCACAACUAUUGGCAACUCAUUCUUCUUCCUUGGUAGUCGUGUUGGGGAUAGCCUUCUUGUGCAAUUUUCCUAUGGUGCAUCGAAAUCUGUUUUGCAAGAUUUGACAAAUGAGUCUGCUGAUAUUGAAGGUGAUCUGCCUUUCUCCAAGCGCCUAAAGAGGAUUCCUUCUGAUGUUCUACAAGAUGUGACCAGUGUCGAGGAACUUCCCUUUCAGAAUAAUAUUGCACCAAACAAUCUAGAAUCAGCACAGAAGAUCUCAUAUGUUGUCAGAGAUGCCUUGAUCAAUGUUGGCCCACUGAAAGACUUUUCAUAUGGUUUAAGAGGCAAUGCAGAUCCCAAUGCAACAGGAAAUGCGAAGCAAAGCAAUUACGAGUUGGUGUGCUGUUCUGGUCAUGGUAAAAAUGGGUCACUUUCUGUCCUUCAACAAUCUAUCCGUCCUGAUUUAAUUACUGAGGUGGAAUUGCCAAGUUGCAGAGGUAUUUGGACAGUUUACUAUAAGAGUUACCGUGGACAGACGGCAGAAGAUAAUGAAUAUCAUGCAUACCUGAUCAUAAGUCUGGAGAAUCGGACAAUGGUACUUGAAACUGGUGAUGACUUAGGGGAGGUUACAGAGACUGUUGACUACUUUGUUCAAGCAAGUACCAUUGCUGCUGGCAACUUGUUUGGGAGGCGGCGUGUCAUACAGGUAUAUGGGAAGGGUGCUCGUGUGCUUGAUGGUUCUUUCAUGACACAGGAGCUAAACUUUAUUACACAUUCUUCAGAAUCAUCAAGUUCAGAGCCUCUUGCUGUGGCAUGUGCUUCCAUUGCAGAUCCAUAUGUUCUUUUGAAGAUGGUUGAUGGAACUAUUCAACUUCUUGUAGGAGAUCAUUCUACUUGUACUCUUUCUGUGAAUUCUCCCAAUAUAUUUACUAGCUCAAGUGAGCGAAUCGCUGCCUGUACACUUUAUCGUGACAGAGGUCCUGAACCAUGGCUGAGAAAGACAUGCAGUGAUGCAUGGUUAUCUACUGGUAUUGCUGAGGCAAUUGAUGGCAAUGGUAGUUCAUCUCAUGAUCAGUCUGAUAUAUACUGCAUCAUCUGUUAUGGAAGUGGUAAACUGGAAAUAUUUCAAGUUCCUAGUUUCAGAUGUGUAUUCUCGGUGGAAAAUUUUAUUUCUGGCGAUGCCCUUUUGGUUGAUUCAUUUUCUCAGCUUGUAUAUGAGGAUAGCAGGAAAGAAAGACAUGAUUGCACUAAAGCUUCCCUAAGAAAAGAAGCAGCAGAUAGCAUUCGGAUAGUUGAACUUGCAAUGCAUAGAUGGUCUGGUCAAUUCAGUAGUCCGUUCCUAUUUGGACUGUUGAAUGAUGGUUCAUUGUUGUGUUACCAUGCCUUUUGUUAUGAACCCUCGGAGGGCAUUGAGAAAAAAAAUCCAUUAUCACCUCAAGGUUCUGCUGAUCAUCGCAACGCCAGUGAUUGCAGACUCAGAAAUUUGAGAUUUCACCGGGUUUCCAUAGAUAUUACAUCACGAGAAGAUAUACCAACUCUUGGACGGGCAAGAAUAACAAUGUUUGACAAUGUUGGUGGCUAUGAGGGUUUGUUUCUUAGUGGCAUGAGGCCAGCCUGGGUUAUGGUUUGUCGACAACGAUUGCGGGUGCACCCACAGUUAUGUGACGGUCCCAUUGAAGCCUUCACCGUUCUGCAUAAUGUAAAUUGUUCUCAUGGAUUUAUAUAUGUUACAUCACAGGGUUUUCUGAAGAUAUGUCAAUUGCCCUCGGCGUAUAACUAUGACAACUACUGGCCUGUUCAAAAGGUUCCUUUGCAUGCCACCCCACACCAGGUCACAUAUUAUGCAGAGCAUUCUCUUUAUCCCCUUAUAGUGUCUGUUCCUGUAGUUCGUCCCCUAAAUCAAGUUCUUUCUUCUAUGGCUGAUCAAGAAUCAGUCCAUCACAUGGAUAAUGAUGUUACAAGCACCGAUGACCUUCAAAAGACAUAUACUGUUGAUGAAUUUGAGGUUCGCAUUUUGGAGCCGGAGAAAGCUGGUGGACAUUGGGAGACGAAGUCAACUAUUCCAAUGCAAUUGUUUGAAAAUGCUCUAACAGUGCGCAUUGUUACAUUAUAUAACACGACCACCAAGGAAAAUGAGACUCUGUUGGCCAUUGGGACUGCCUAUGUUCUUGGGGAGGAUGUAGCUGCUAGAGGCCGUGUGCUUCUGUUCUCUUUCAUGAGAAGUGAAAAUUCCCAAAAUCUGGUUACUGAAGUCUACUCAAAAGAAAGUAAAGGUGCUGUAUCAGCUGUUGCAUCUCUUCAAGGUCAUCUGCUGAUAGCUUCUGGUCCUAAGAUCACAUUAAACAAAUGGACUGGUGCUGAAUUGACUGCUGUUGCAUUCUAUGAUGCCCCUUUGCAUGUUGUGAGCCUGAACAUAGUAAAAAACUUCGUUUUGUUUGGUGAUAUUCAUAAAAGCAUUUAUUUUCUGAGCUGGAAAGAGCAAGGUUCUCAGUUGAGUCUUCUGGCAAAAGAUUUUGGACCUCUUGAUUGUUUUGCAACUGAGUUUUUAAUUGAUGGAAGCACUCUGAGCCUUGUAGUUUCAGAUUCUGAUAAGAAUGUGCAGAUCUUCUAUUAUGCUCCCAAAAUGGUUGAGAGCUGGAAGGGGCAGAAGCUCCUCUCUAGAGCAGAAUUUCAUGUUGGCGCCCAUAUAACAAAGUUUUUGAGGCUGCAAAUGCUUCCUACUCAGGGCUUAGCAUCUGAAAAGACAAAUCGUUUUGCUCUUUUAUUUGGUAAUCUGGAUGGUGGCAUUGGAUGCAUUGCGCCUAUUGAUGAGCUGACAUUCCGCCGGUUACAAAGCUUACAGAGGAAGCUUGUAGAUGUUGUCCCACAUGCGUGUGGCCUGAACCCAAGGUCAUUCAGGCAAUUCCAUUCUAAUGGCAAGGGGCAUCGUCCUGGACCAGAGAACAUUAUUGACUUUGAACUUCUUGCAAACUAUGAGAUGCUAUCACUAGAAGAACAGCUUGAUAUUGCACAACAGAUUGGAACUACCCGUUCGCAGAUCCUGUCCAACUUCAGUGAUAUUUCACUGGGUACUAGUUUCUUGUAGAUUCCAAUUUUUGGUCGUUUCGUAGGAAAUGACACCGUCAAUCUGAUUUAGAAGCUGGCAAUUAUCCAACAGUGAAGCCACAUGAAUUUCCUAAUUUCAGUGAACUAACCAUGCCAAUUGAGAGUUUGGCACAAGCUUUUGUGUACAACCAUCAGGCUACUCGUUAAAUGUUAAGAACUAACACUAAAAAUCACAGUAACGGCCGUCAUGCUUGCCUGCGUUUAAUACUUAAAAUCAGUGAUUGGCCAUGUUCUGUGUGAUUUCACUGUGGUCGAAGUAGGAUGCUGGAAAAGACCGGUUAUUCCAAAUUCAGUCAUUUGAUCAGCUUUCUUGUAAAGAUAGAUUCCACCUGUAAUGCAACUAAAGCAAUCAUUGACACUUGAGAAUUCGAUGUUUCUAAUCAUAUCUUACAAUUAUAUGAUAAAUAUUAACUAAAAAA
This is a messenger RNA of Oryza brachyantha (malo sina), 4939 nucleotides long. Its product is annotated as probable cleavage and polyadenylation specificity factor subunit 1. The coding region runs from base 178 to 4500 and encodes 1440 amino acids. NCBI's taxonomy places the organism in Eukaryota, Viridiplantae, Streptophyta, Magnoliopsida, Poales, Poaceae. The record is from RefSeq and is a predicted model, not a curated record. Gene Ontology annotation, cellular component: nucleus. The transcript has 26 exons. Gene Ontology annotation, molecular function: protein binding; nucleic acid binding.